This is a messenger RNA of Linum tenue, 1743 nucleotides long. The record is from the annotation of a GenBank genome assembly. NCBI's taxonomy places the organism in Eukaryota, Viridiplantae, Streptophyta, Magnoliopsida, Malpighiales, Linaceae.
AUGGCAAGCUCACUCCUCGAGUCUCUGUUAUCCAAAUGCACCGCGCUCUCCCACCUCAACCAAAUCCAAUCCCUUCUCAUCACCACCGGCCAAUUCAAGUUCCUCAACAUCUGCCCACCGCGAUCCAAGCUCCUCGAGCUCUACUCAUUAACCUUCAACCAUCUCAACUUCGCCAUCCGCACUUUCUCCCAAAUCCCCAAUCCUUCCACCAAUGACUGGAAUGCCAUUCUCCGGGGUCUCAUCAUCGGGCCCUCACCUUCCGACGCCUUCCUAUGGUACCGAUCCAUGCUCCGCGGUUCCUACAGAAUCGACGCCUUAACCUGCUCAUUCGUUCUCAAAGCUUGCGCUCGCGUUCUAGCUCUCUCCGACUCGCUCCAGCUCCACUCCCAUGUCGUGCGUAAAGGCUUCUCUGCCGAUGCUCUGUUGGGUACCACGUUGUUGGAUUUGUAUGCUAAAGCAGGGGACAUCGGGAGCGCACAGAAGGUGUUCGAUGAAAUGGCAAAGAGAGAUAUCGCGUCGUGGAACGCGUUAAUCUCUGGGUUGGCUCAGGGGGAGAAGCCGGAUGAGGCUUUGGGUUUGUUUAAAAGGAUUGAGAUUGAUGGGUUUAAGCCGAACGAGAUCACUGUCCUUGGCGGGCUCUCUGCCUGCUCACAGCUGGGCGCUUUUAAAGAAGGGGACAAGAUAUACGACUAUAUAAGAAGCGAGAGAUUGGAUGGGAACGUGCAGGUAUGUAACGCAGUGAUAGACAUGUAUGCUAAAUGUGGAUUUGUCGACAAGGCGUAUUCAGUUUUCCAGACAAUGAGUUGCGACAAGAGUCUUGUUACUUGGAACACCAUGAUAAUGGCUUUUGCCAUGCAUGGUGAUGGAGAUAAGGCUCUUCAGCUUUUCCACCAAAUGGGUCCCUCUGUCCGGAUGGAACCCGAUGAAGUUUCGUACCUUGCAGCUAUCUGUGCUUGUAACCAUGCCGGGUUAGUGGAUGAAGGCUACAAAUUAUUCACUUCUAUGCAGAGCUUGGGGCUAACACCUAACGUGAAACACUAUGGCAGUGUGGUUGAUUUGUUAGGGCGAGCUGGGCGCCUCCAGCAGGCUUACUAUGUCAUCGACUCCAUGCCGAUGCUGCCUGACAUGGUUCUCUGGCAGACUUUACUCGGCGCUUGCAAAACUUACAAGAACGUGGACAUGGCUGAAAUGGUGACUAGGAAACUGGUGGAGAUGGGCUCUACUAGCGACGGCAAUUUCGUCCUGCUGUCAAACAUUUACGCUGCACAUGAGAGAUGGGCUGAUGUGGGGAGGAUUAGGGACGUGAUGAAGAGCAAGGAUGUGAGAAAAACUCCUGGAUUUAGCUACAUUGAAGAGAAGGGUGUAAUUCACAAGUUUUAUAAUGCCGAUAAGGCGCAUAAGCACUGUAAGCAGAUCUAUGGCAAGUUGGAAGAAAUCAGGUUCAAGAUGAAGGAGUUUGGAUAUGCAGCUGAGACGAGCUUUGUGUUGCAUGAUAUAGGAGAUGAAGAGAAGGAGAAUGCGUUGUAUCAGCACAGUGAGAAGCUUGCUGUAGCAUUUGGGUUGAUAUGUGCAGAGGAUGAAGCGAGACCAAUUCAAGUGAUCAAGAAUCUGAGGAUUUGUGGGGAUUGUCACGUUGUGAUUAAACUCAUAUCGAAGAUGUACAAUAGGGAGAUUAUUGUUAGGGAUAGGGUUAGGUUUCAUCGGUUUAAAGAUGGUACUUGUUCAUGUAGGGAUUACUGGUGA